GCAUUGCAGUUGGACUUGAAAAACCUUCUGUCUGUUUCUAUGGAUGGACCAAAUGUUAAUUGGAAGUUUUUAGAUCUCCUGCAACAGGAGCAUCAUGAGCAGUUUGGUGGCACACAGCUAAUUGUGGUGGGGAGCUGUGGCCUCCACACCCUCCACAAUGCCUGCAAACGUGGCUUCUCCAUUUGGCACAUGGAGAAGGUUCUAAGGGCCUUGCACAUACUCUUCCACAAUGCGCCAGCUAGGAGAGAGGAUUUCACGGCUCUAACCAAAUGCACAAAAUUUCCACUUCCAUUCUGUGGACACAGGUGGCUCGAAAAUCUACCAGUCGUGGAGAGAGCUUUGGAGGUUUGGCCAUCAGUGACCAUGUACAUGGAUGCAGUCAGAAAAAAGAAGAUACCAAAUCCAGGAACGGCAUCUUAUGACACUCUUGAAGUUGCUGAAAAAGAUCAUCUUAUCCUGGCAAAGCUACAUUUCUAUAUGGCUAUCACAAGGACUUUCAGUCCUUUUCUUACCUUCUAUCAAACAGAUGUGCCUGUGAUUCCGUUCCUUGCCAAAGACUUGGCUGAGCUGUUGAAGAGUAUGCUGAGGCGUUUUGUCAAGAAAGAAGUACUCAAGGAUAUUAGUCCACUUCAGCUGGUCAGAUUGGAUGUCUGUGACAAUCAGAGCUGGGUCAACCCAAAGGAAGUUAACAUAGGCUUGGGUGCAGAAUCUCUUCUUAAGGUGAUGUGAUAAUCCAGCAGUUUAGUAACAUGUUAUCUGCUGAAAAUGAGACCCUUGUCUCAUACAGAUCCACAGAGACCAGGCUAGAUACGUUCUUGCAUGGUGUACUUGCCGAGCGCUAUGAUGAGUUGUGGGGCUUUUGCAAGAAACUGCUUCUCCUGUCCCAUGGGCAGGCUACAGUGGAGAGGGGAUUCUCCAUUAACAAAGAAGUGGAGACCUGCAAUAUGCAGGAGGAGACAAUGGUCACACAUCGACUGGUAUGCGAUUAUGUCAACAUCUGUGGAGGGCUCCUCAAUGUGCCUAUUUCUAAAGAGUUACUGGCCUCAGCUGCAUCUGCCAGGUCUAGAUAUAGAAUGCACCUGGAUCAGCAGAAGGCUAAGAAAAUUACAGAUGUCCAGGCACAGAAACGGAAAUCUUUAGAAGAAAACAUUGA
Molecule: messenger RNA, 1153 nt
Organism: Clarias gariepinus (North African catfish)
Lineage: Eukaryota; Metazoa; Chordata; Actinopteri; Siluriformes; Clariidae
Exons: 3
Coding region: 40-729 (229 amino acids)
Source: RefSeq, a predicted model, not a curated record